Messenger RNA from Menidia menidia (Atlantic silverside), 2018 nucleotides. Lineage: Eukaryota; Metazoa; Chordata; Actinopteri; Atheriniformes; Atherinopsidae. The record is from the annotation of a GenBank genome assembly.
CUAAAUGUCCCGCUGCAGGAUGGAGCAGACAGCUGCGAGAAUCUGAUAAUAUUCUUUGUGCGUGCUCUACCAUCGGACAGUUUAUUCUUUGUAGCCUGAGCAGCUCCCGCACUGAAAAGCCAACAGCAGAACUUCCUCACCAUGUCCUUGCGGAGGUUUAGGAGCACCCCUAAAACGUCGGGGGAAGUCAACGUGGUGACAGAAGAGCUGAAAAAUCUUUAUUACAAGAGGCUGUUGCCAAUAGAGAAACACUAUUCUUUCCAUCACUUCCAUUCACCGAGCUAUGAAGAUGCAGAUUUUGACAACAAACCAAUGGUGCUGGUGAUGGGUCAGUAUUCGACAGGAAAGACCACUUUCAUCCGGUAUCUGAUAGAGCAGGAUUUUGCUGGUAGCAGAGUGGGACCAGAGCCAACCACUGAUUGCUUCACUGCCCUUAUGCAUGGAGAGGAAGAGCAAAUCAUACCUGGGAAUGCCCUUACAAUGGAUCCAAAAAAGCCCUUUCGCAACCUAGAUCCUUUUGGGAAUUCAUUUCUAAACAGGUUUCAAUGUGUCCAGAUGCCAAAUCAACUUCUUGAAAGUAUCAGUAUAAUUGAUACUCCCGGGAUCUUAACUGCUGCUAAAAGAAAACUAAGUCGAGGGUAUGACUUCCCAGCAGUGCUGCGCUGGUUUGCAGAGCGUGUGGAUCGGAUCAUCCUGCUGUUCGAUGCACACAAACUGGAGUUCUCUGAUGAGCUCACUCGGGCCUUUGGGGCUCUUUGUGGCUAUGAGGACAAGUUGCGUGUGGUUCUCAACAAAGCUGACAGGGUGGACUCUCAGCAGCUCAUGAGGGUCUAUGGUGCCCUCAUGUGGUCAUUGGGGAAAGUAUUUCGAACCCCAGAAAUCUUGCGGGUGUACAUUGGAUCCUUCUGGUCAGAGCCGAGGCAGAUGUGUGACCACUACCACCUGAUAGAGCUGGAGGAGGAGGACCUCCUGACUGACAUAAGAAACCUGCCACGCAAUGCUGCAGUCCGCAAGCUGAAUGAUCUGGUGAAGAGGGCACGCUUAGUGAGGGCUCAUGCACACAUUAUCAGCUAUCUGAAGCAGGAGAUGCCUACAAUUUUUUGCAAAGAGAGUAAAAAGCACAAUCUGAUCUACCAGCUUCCUGUCAUUUUCAACAAGAUCCAGCAACAACGCCAAGUCCCAGCCGGCGACUUUCCUGACUGCACCAAGAUGCAGGAGAAACUUCUGGGACAAGACUUCUCAAAGUUCAAGACACUGAAGUCAAGUUUAAUGACCUCCCUGGAUAAACUGCUUACCAGUGACAUAGCUAAACUGGUUCCCUUGCUCCAGCAACAAGAACAGAUGAAGAAAUCUCUGCCCAGUGUUUUGGAUGGAGAAUUUUUGGGAACAUUCAGGCGUGAACAAUUCCGGAAAGAUCCUUUCAAGGAGCUCCCCAAAGAUGAUGAAAGCAGUGAGGCAGAUUUGGAUGAGUGGGUUGUGGAGAAAUACAAGCCAAAAUAUGAUGAGAUUUUCUACAACCUAAGUCCACACGAUGGCAAACUCAGCGGCGCUAAGGUGAAAGAGUGGAUGACAUCUACUCUGCUGCCCAAUUCUGUGCUCGCUCACAUCUGGAGGCUGUCGGAUGUCGAUGGAGAUGGUAUGCUGGACAACGAGGAGUUUGCUUUGGCAGUCCACCUAAUCGAGGGAAAACUGGAGGGCUACUGGCUUCCAAAAGAACUUCCCUUUCACCUGGUGCCACCGUCCAAACGGUUAAGUACAGCAAGCGAUCCAUCAGAAUAAUCAAAUGGAGAGAAUGGGAUGUGGAUGCUUUUCAUGUAAAAUGUGUACAAAAAGUUCUUUAUAUCAAAAUCUAGUCAUGAUGGCUUGCAGUUAAAAAGAACUGGUCUGAUAUUCAAAUACUAUUUGCAUGAUUACAUCAUUAAUUACAUAUGCACAUGUAUGUAUAGAUAUGUUAUGUAUCAAAACUGGAACAGUGAUUUUCAUCUACCUAAAACAUUUUCCAAUAACUUUAAACUUGA